Messenger RNA from Closterium sp. Naga37s-1, 549 nucleotides. NCBI's taxonomy places the organism in Eukaryota, Viridiplantae, Streptophyta, Zygnematophyceae, Desmidiales, Closteriaceae. The record is from the annotation of a GenBank genome assembly.
AUGUCGUGCAACCUCUCCCUUUCCCCCGUUUCCCCCAUCCCCCUUAUCUUCCGUCGCACAUCUUUCUUAGCUCUCGCCAGGUCUCCCCUCUCUCUCCCCCCAUCUCCGCACGCUCUCCCCUCAUGUCCUCAUGCAGCUCUCAUCUUCUCUCUCACCCUACUACCUCUCAUCUCCGUCCCUACUCACUUACAUCCCCUCGUCACUCACUCCUCAUCUCCUCUUGAUUCAACCAUCAUCUCCCCCACCCCUCCUAUCCUCCUGCACUCACCCUCAUUCCCUCUCUCACGCACACGUCAUCUUCCUACCCACUCACUCCUCACCUACCUUCCCCGCUCACCCAUCAUCUCUCUCGCCACUCCCCCAGUCAUUCCUCAUCUGCCCCACGUUCCUUCCCCCUUUCACCCCCUCCUCCUUCCCUUUCCCUUUUUCUUUGUCCCUCCUCCCAAGUCUCCCCCUUCCCCCACCGAACUCACCCCUCCCCUCACCUCACCCCCUGCUCAACCCUCAUCACUCCCCUCUCCACUUACCACUGCUUCCGCACAUGCUUAA